UUCCCACGCACCCCCCCCCAAUAAUAUUGCUAGUAGAAACUGACACACACUCCGAGUUAUUCAUCCACAAACAUAAUGACUGGAAGAGUUGUUUUUCUGGGACUCCUGCUCAUCUGUGUGGCUGCAGAUGCUGUGGAGAACUCUGGACUCCUGAGAAAGCCUUCCUGUCCUGACAUGGAGGAGGUUGUGGCAUGCCCUUUGAACCUGGCCCCUGUGUGUGGCAGCGAUGGAAACACCUAUGCCAACGAGUGUACCCUGUGUGCCCACAGACAAACAACCAAGAUGGACAUUUUGAUUGCCAAAGAGGAGAGCUGCUGACCUGCGCAACCGAACGUGGAACCUGCAUGCAACCUGUGAAAUGACGGAUCCCAUGUCCUAAAUGUUUGUGUCAUUGCAAUGAGUAAUAAAUGUCAUUCAGCAGUCCA
This is a messenger RNA of Siniperca chuatsi (mandarin fish), 425 nucleotides long. It is a transcript of the gene spink4, whose product is annotated as serine peptidase inhibitor, Kazal type 4. Gene Ontology annotation, molecular function: protein binding. The record is from RefSeq and is a predicted model, not a curated record. Lineage: Eukaryota; Metazoa; Chordata; Actinopteri; Centrarchiformes; Sinipercidae. The coding region runs from base 76 to 318 and encodes 80 amino acids. The transcript is spliced from 4 exons.